CUUAUCACUUGAAAUUGAAUGUUGAAAAAAUUAAAAUUAUUCCAAAAUAAUUUGGUUUCGCGAAGGUUGUGUGUAUUUUGACGCUUCAAAUUCAAUCUUUUAAGAUAAACUACGAACAAUUUCAAGUCAAGUUGAUCAAAGUUCAAAGUCUAUUUAUCAGAUUUUAAUUGAAAAAAAAAUUUUUGCCGGCAUUAAUCAAGAUAAAUCACUAAAAUGCUUCCAAUCAUUCGCAAUUGUGCCAGUAGAGCUCUCUAUCAAAAAGUGUCUUCUGUCCCGGUGAGGUAUCUUAACCUCUUGGAAUAUCAGAGCAAAGAUCUGCUUCAAAAAUACGCGGUAUCAGUUCAGGAGUUCAAAGUUCUCGAUGAGAAAAUUGACAGUGCUGUUUUGAAGGAGUUCGAAUGCCCAGAAUAUGUCGUAAAGGCACAAAUCUUAGCUGGAGGAAGAGGCAAGGGUCAUUUUGACAAUGGAUUUAAGGGAGGAGUUCACAUUACAAAGAAAAAAGAUGAAGUUCUUGAUUUGACCAAGAAAAUGAUUGGACAUCGACUGAUUACAAAACAAACACCAAAAGAUGGCAUUCAAGUCAAUAAAGUAAUGGUUGCCCGUAGUGUGAACAUAAUUCGCGAAACAUACAUCUGUAUUCUCAUGGACCGGGAACACAAUGGUCCAGUGCUUAUAGCUUCUCCAGCUGGCGGUGUUGAUAUAGAAGCAGUUGCCGAACAAACCCCCGAAAAAAUACUCACAAUCCCCAUUUCCAUCGAUAAGGGUCUAACACGAGAACAAAGUCUGAAGAUCGCCGAAUUCCUGGAAUUCAAAGGCCAGCUCGUCGAAAAGUGUGUGAAGGAAGUUGAAAAACUCUGGGAUCUCUUUAAGAAUGUUGAUGCCGUACAAAUUGAAAUCAAUCCGCUGGCAGAGACAGAUGCCGGCGAGGUGAUCUCAGUGGAUGCCAAGUUGAACUUUGACGAUAACGCCCAAUUCAGACAAAAAGAAAUCUUCGAAAUGGAAGACACCAGUGAGUCUGAUCCUCGAGAAGUCGAGGCCGCUGCACAUAAUCUAAACUAUGUUGCCAUGGACGGUAAUAUUGGUUGUUUGGUAAAUGGCGCUGGUCUGGCCAUGGCAACAAUGGACAUCAUCAAACUUAAUGGCGGUAGUCCAGCGAAUUUCCUCGAUGUUGGUGGUGGCGUUAAGGAAAACCAAGUACUUCAAGCUUUUCGCAUUCUCUCCUCGGACCCGAAUGUCAAAGCUAUCAUGGUGAAUGUUUUUGGUGGCAUUGUUAACUGUGCCACCAUUGCCAAUGGUAUUGUCGCUGCAUCUAAGGCACUUGAUUUGAAUGUGCCACUUGUGGUUCGUCUCGAAGGAACAAAUGUUGACGAAGCUCGGAAUAUUCUAAAGAACUCAGGUCUUCCUAUCAAAACAGCAACGGAUUUAGAUGAUGCAGCACAAAAAGCAGUUCAAGCAUUGAGUUAGAUUUAAUAUUAAGUUUUGUGUGUUUAAAAUUGUUAAUUUUUUUACUUCUUUUGAUUAUUUUUGUACACUUACAUUUGCUUUUUUAACAAUUUUCUUAUUUCUGGUACCAACAGGAAUUUAAGUUCAAUGAAGUUAAGUUAAAUUUGUAACUGUUUGAAAACCCCUAAAGAUUAAAAUAUACGUAUUGUUAAAAAUG
Molecule: messenger RNA, 1660 nt
Organism: Eupeodes corollae
Lineage: Eukaryota; Metazoa; Arthropoda; Insecta; Diptera; Syrphidae
Gene: ScsbetaG
Product: succinate--CoA ligase [GDP-forming] subunit beta, mitochondrial
Exons: 5
Coding region: 214-1464 (416 amino acids)
Biological process (GO): tricarboxylic acid cycle; succinyl-CoA metabolic process
Cellular component (GO): succinate-CoA ligase complex; mitochondrion
Molecular function (GO): succinate-CoA ligase (GDP-forming) activity; ATP binding
Source: RefSeq, a predicted model, not a curated record